AAUUCAAACUGUAAAUCUCCCUCCCGACCAAAGAAGGCGCUUGGUAAGGUGGAUCGUAUGCUUCCUCCUAGAUGGACUGCCUUGACGGUAGGCGGAAACCGGAAGGUGACCAUAUUAGGGGGAGCGCGUAGUUGCAUGUACCUGGAAGGAUUCCAUUGCAAUCAGCUGCGGGGCGGGCCCCUAUUGGAGAAACCAUGGCAACGGGUUGUUUGCAAGGAGGAGGUUCUGGGUACAAAGGGGAAGCAGUUACGUUAGUACGGCCCCCUUGCGCUGAUGACGGUAUCCAGCCGGAGCCUGUGUCUCUGUUAUUGUUUUGUUUUGUCUCUGACAGAGGAGGAGUGAGAGUCGGGAGCUGCAGCCGCGGAGCCAGCAUUAGACCCGGAGCACGUCCCUCACAGCACAACACAGCACAGCACCAGCACUCACCACGACCCCGGAAGAAAGAGCACAGUUUCGUGCACGGAGGAUUGUGGUUCAGGAGUGUCAUUCUUUUGUUAAUAAGGACUGUAAACCUGCCGUGUUCCCCCCGAUACCAUCGCUGGCAAAAGGGGGGGGGGGUGUUUAUUAUUAUUAUUUAUUAUAAUUAUUGGAAUUAAAACACAGACGUUUUGGGAGAACUCUGGUCUGGACAUUGCCUUUAUUAUCACCACUCACAUCCUGUUCACAAGUGGUGUCAGAAACGGGAUUUUACAAUGGACCCUGCAGCACUGAACACCAUGAUGGAGGCUCAGGCACGUAGGCAUGAAGAGACCUUGGCAGCGGUGAUGGAGAGGAUGAAUGCCAUGUUCCUCGCGGCCAACCAGAGGAGGGAACCGGUGGCCGAACCAGCAGUAGCGCCUCCGAAACCUAAAGUGGUGAAGAUGUCGCUGGAGGAUGAUCCCGAGGCCUAUUUAACAUCCUUUGAAAGGCAGGCGACAGCAGCCCUAUGGCCUCGGGAGUGGUGGGCUACCCAGCUGGGACCCAAUCUGAUCGGGGAAGCCCAGGCAGCCUACCACGCUUUAACCCAUGAACAAGCCAUGGAUUAUGAUCUUGUAAAGAAAGCCAUCCUUCAGCGACUGGACAUCACGGAGGAGACGCACCGCCGCCGGUUCCGGGAGUACCAACGCCCAGAAGGAGUCCGACCCCGAGUAAUGGCCCAGCAGUUGGUGGACCAGGUGACCCGGUGGCUCUGCCCUGGUGAACGCACAGCAGAGGAGGUGGCUGAGAUUGUCACCAUUGAACAAUUUAUACAGUUGCUGGGGCCAGAAGCCAGUAAUUGGGUCAGCCGGCACCGGCCCACCACGCUGGACGCCGCGGUCAGGUUGGCUGAGGGGUACGAGGACUCUAUGCCCACACCGCUGCCCACCCCGAUACAUUCCACGCCGACCUUCAUCAGACCCAGGAUGGCGGGCCCAAGGCCGGGGCCCCUUCACCCACACACACCCUUCACGUCUGGACCAGCACCCUCACGUUCCCCAACGGGUGGCCUCGCUCCACAACACUGGAGGCCGAGGUCAACCCCCAGCUGGGGUAGAACAGGGGCCCCCUCCCCGCUGUCAGGUCGGCAGCGGGACAAUCAGGCUCCGUGGGCGCCUCUCCCUCUGGAAUGUUACCGGUGCCAUGGGGUCGGCCACCUUGCCCGGAAUUGCCCCUCAGCAAUGGAGUGUGGUGCGGCUUCGCAUUAUUUGGUACCGGCGACAGAGGAGGAGUGAGAGUCGGGAGCUGCAGCCGCGGAGCCAGCAUUAGACCCGGAGCACGUCCCUCACAGCACAACACAGCACAGCACCAGCACUCACCACGACCCCGGAAGAAAGAGCACAGUUUCGUGCACGGAGGAUUGUGGUUCAGGAGUGUCAUUCUUUUGUUAAUAAGGACUGUAAACCUGCCGUGUUCCCCCCGAUACCAUCGCUGGCAAAAGGGGGGGGGGGUGUUUAUUAUUAUUAUUUAUUAUAAUUAUUGGAAUUAAAACACAGACGUUUUGGGAGAACUCUGGUCUGGACAUUGCCUUUAUUAUCACCACUC
Acipenser ruthenus (sterlet) is the source of this 2001-nucleotide messenger RNA. RefSeq names its product zinc finger and SCAN domain-containing protein 29-like. NCBI's taxonomy places the organism in Eukaryota, Metazoa, Chordata, Actinopteri, Acipenseriformes, Acipenseridae. The coding region runs from base 693 to 1691 and encodes 332 amino acids. The transcript has 2 exons. The record is from RefSeq and is a predicted model, not a curated record. Gene Ontology annotation, molecular function: zinc ion binding; nucleic acid binding.